AUGCCCGGCAUGGUCGAGGAGAACCCCGAGCUCAUCCAGCCCGAGAGCUGGGCGCGGAUGAAGUCGUGGAGCGGCAAGACGCCCGUCUUCCUCUUCCACGACGGCGGCGGCACCACCUUUGCCUACCACUGCCUGGACCCCCUGCAGCGCUUCACCUACGGCGUGCGCAACCCGCACUUUUACACCGAGAAGCGCUUCGACGGCGGCAUGCCCGCCAUGGCCGCCCAGUACGUCGCCUGGGUGCGCGCCGCCGUCGCCUCCGACACCUUCCCCGCGAAGCGCCCCGCCGGCACCGGCGGCCCCGUGGACAUUCUCGUCGGCGGCUGGAGCCUCGGCGGCAUGACGGCGCUCGAGGUCGCGCGCCAGCUGCACGCGGACCCGGAGCUGCGCGUGCGCGGCAUCCUCAUGAUUGACAGCGCCUUUCCGGCGCUGCUCGCCGAGCGUCGCCAGCAGGUCAUCCAGGACGAUGAUGAUCAGGCGGCGCAAGAGGCCGGCAAGACGCGCAACCAGGUGCUGUCGCUCCGCGCCAUGCGCGAGGCCCGCCGCAUGAUUGCGCGCUGGGAGCUGCCGGCGUGGGAGGGCGGCGCGCGGCGCCCGCCCGCGAUCCUGAUCCGCGCGCGCGACAGCCUCUACGCGCAGGACUGGAGCGCCGCGAUUGACACGAACCGCGCGGACAAGAUGCUCGGGUGGGAGCGCUACGACGCUGACAUGUUUGUCGACGUGCUCGACGUCGACGGCCACCACUUCAACAUGUUUGACCAUGCGCGCAUCCCGGGCAUCACGGCCGCCAUUGCAAAGGCGCUUACGAGGCUCGAUCCCAGGACCGCGCCGGACGAGACGCCCGAUCCGUGGGAUAUGGUGCAUGCGGGAUCCUGA
Messenger RNA from Cordyceps militaris CM01, 876 nucleotides. Its product is annotated as Thioesterase. The transcript has a single exon. Bases 1 to 876 code for a protein of 291 amino acids. NCBI's taxonomy places the organism in Eukaryota, Fungi, Ascomycota, Sordariomycetes, Hypocreales, Cordycipitaceae. Gene Ontology annotation, biological process: biosynthetic process. The record is from RefSeq and is a predicted model, not a curated record.